UAUCUGCCUGAUUUUUAAUGUCUUGGUUUCUCUGGGAAAAAAAAAAACCAAGUGAUGGAGUUUCCUGAAGAUUUCAACCAGCUUGAGCUUCUGAACACACAUGGACAUCUGAUCCCCCGAGGAGCCAGCAGCCUGUGGACCGAAAGCAAGGACGAGGAGGACGAGGUGGAUGAAGAGGAGAGGUACAACAGUGAGGAGUGGUAUCUAGAAAAAGAAGAAAGUCUCAAACACCUACCAAAGGUGCUCAUUCUGUGGGCUGCAGAAAACAAUCGCGUUUCCACAAUCCGAAGGGUGGUAACUGCUGAUCCGUUGGUGGUGCACAGCUGUGAUGAGGAUGGAUACACUCCGCUGCACCGAGCGGCGUACAGCGGCCAUGUUGACGCUGUCUCUGCUUUAAUCGCCGCGGGGUCAAAGGUGAACCCUCGCACCCACGACGGCUGGACGCCCCUCCAUAGCGCCUGCCGCUGGAGCCGCGUCAAAGUGGCAAGUUUUCUCCUGAAACAUGGAGCCGAACUGAACGCCCAGACCAACGGGGGGCUCACCGCGCUCCACCUGGCCGCCUCCGACACCACCUCCCUCAUGACAGACUCCCCCAACACGUUGGAGCUCCUGCUAUCUCAGCUACACCUGAGGCCGGAGCUCCGCAGCGGCAGCGGGGAGACGGCCAGGGAGAUAUCCCAACGUACCAGCCCACACCACGUCCUGUUUGAGAUGGUGGAAGACUGCGUCAAUGUGGCACCGCUCUCAUGAAUGAAAUAAAACACGGGGGCAGAUAUUUAAACCCUCACAUUGUUAGCUAAAUGUACACAAGAUUCAUGAGAGUUUUCACAGUUGUACCCACAUUACUUGAUGUUUUUAAUACAUGAAAGGUGUCAUAUGAGUAUAUAUUGAUGUAAACAUGCUUUCCCAUGUUCAUUCAUGUUUUUGGUAAAGCAUCGUAAUAAAUAAAUAAAUGUCUUUUUAAUGUUG
Notothenia coriiceps (black rockcod) is the source of this 969-nucleotide messenger RNA. It is a transcript of the gene ankrd49, whose product is annotated as ankyrin repeat domain 49. Lineage: Eukaryota; Metazoa; Chordata; Actinopteri; Perciformes; Nototheniidae. Bases 55 to 750 code for a protein of 231 amino acids. Gene Ontology annotation, molecular function: protein binding. The transcript is spliced from 2 exons. The record is from RefSeq and is a predicted model, not a curated record.